AUGGAUGCCAAUCAGAAACCCGAGAUGACGGAACAUCAAAAACAACAGCUGCAAUUUCAGCUGUUCCAGGAAUCACUACCGAAAGUGAACGACAUUGUCUACCGGAUGCUGCUAAAUGAGACCAUACCAAUGGCAGUCAGCGUAGAAGAUAAACUCAGCAAAGGAUUCACUUGCGACAACUCGGAUAUCCAAGGCACACAGGGGAUAAGGAAAUAGACGAAAAAUUGACUUUGGAUCCUCUGAAGGAACACGUUCCCUCCCAUAAGCUUCUUCAAAAGUACUUGACAUCCGGACCAGAUGAGCAGGAAAAAAUAGACCAGCGGCUUAACAAUAUCGGGUUCUCGUUAGGCCAGAAAUUGUCACAACUGCUCAUAUUCAGCAAUAACCCCAGCCUAAGCUUCAGAGAUAUGGACCUGCUUGCAGUGAUGAAAUUUGUAUGUCGUGACGUUUGGAGACAGCUUUUCGGUAAGCAGAUUGACAACUUGAAGACAAAUCACCGUGGAACUUUCUAUCUGCUGGAUAGCAACUAUAAGCCAGUGGAGUCGUUAUUUCUUGACGACGAUGCAUCAGAAGAUGAGAAAUCACUGAUUGAGCCAUAUCUUCAAUUCCCGUGCGGGGUCAUUCGCGGGGUACUAUACUCGCUUGGUUUCCAAGAAAAGGAUGCUGUCGUUUGUACCGCUACUCUGGUGGAAGAUCCUGAGUCUUCAAAAUCUAAAUUUCCGGUCAGUUCGCGGGCGGUCAUGUUUAAUGUUCAAGUUGCGCUGGAGAACUAG
Lachancea sp. 'fantastica' is the source of this 773-nucleotide messenger RNA. NCBI's taxonomy places the organism in Eukaryota, Fungi, Ascomycota, Saccharomycetes, Saccharomycetales, Saccharomycetaceae. The record is from the annotation of a GenBank genome assembly.